Pocillopora meandrina is the source of this 848-nucleotide messenger RNA. NCBI's taxonomy places the organism in Eukaryota, Metazoa, Cnidaria, Anthozoa, Scleractinia, Pocilloporidae. The record is from the annotation of a GenBank genome assembly.
AUGAUUCUGAUGUACAUUUUAAAUCUUGAUUUCGUUAAAGACGCGCAGAACAUACUCGAAAAUUUGGACUUGAGGGCAAUCUUCGAUGGCUUCCUUGAUAUCUUACAAUGUGUACAAUGUGUAAACUUGCUUUAUGGUGAUAAGAGUUUGAGAUCCCUUAAAUUAACAAUUAACGAGGAGUUAAGGAAUGUGAGCAGUUGGCUGAUGGUAAAUAAGUUAUCUUUUAACGUCAAAAAAUCUAACCUGUAUUCAGACCGUAUCAAAAACCUGUUGGUUAUGAAGUGAACAUAAAUAUCUUUGACUAUAGCACCAAUUCCUUUGUCUUUCUGGAAAGGAAAGAAUAUAUGAAAUACCUUCAGUUGUGUCCUUAUCGAUUCAAAGUUAUCUUGGACUCAACGCAUUGCAUUUAUUUCAUCUAAAAUUAGAAAGUCUUCAGGGAUUUUAUCAAGCUUGGGACAUUUUAUCCCACAAACCGUAUUGCUAAUCAUAUAUCAAUCUCUUGUUCAACCUUACUUGUCUUAUUGAGUUGCAGUCUGAGGCCAAAGUGCCCGGUCAAAUUUGGAAAAGGUGUUGAUUUUUACAAAAACGUGCUCUCCGCAUAAUAUUUUUUAAACCCUUUGGAUUUCAUGCUGUACCUUUGUUCAACAUGUCAAACAUUCUUCCUCUUCAUCUUAUGUAAUUCAAAACAAUCUCUUCUUUUAUGCAUGAUUUCGUCAACUAUCUUACGCCUCCUAACAUUUCAGAAUUAUUUAGUUAUUCUUCAGAAAAACACCACUAUUAUACAAGGUCCUCAGUGGCUGGCAAUCUCAGAGAACAGAACAUAUGAAAGACUGGAUGCAAUAAUCUAG